AUGACAGAAGCUGUAGUUGAAAAGUUGGCAAACAUUAAGGCGUUAGUGCUUGAUGCUACUCCACUCAUCACCCAACCUGCAACUGCUCUUCAGCAACAUGCUCAGACGUUUUAUACUACACCUGGAGUUCAUGGAGAAUUGAAAGAUGAGCAUGCCAGACAGCAGUUGAUCUUAUGGGGGGACAAGCUUAAGAUCAGACACCCAAAGCCUGAGUCCAUUCAAAAGGUUAGUAGUUUUGCCAAGUUGACAGGUGACUAUGCUGUCUUGUCUAUUAACGAUAUUCACAUCAUUGCACUUGCCUAUGAAUUGGAGAUUGAGUUGAAUAAUGGUCCUUGGAGAUUGAGAAAGUAUCCAGGUGAAAAGUUAGAGUACAAGAAGAAAACUCCUGUAGUCGAGGAAACCAAGGAAGAAACAGUCGGGGGAGAAGAUAAAGAAGAAGUCAAAGAAGAAAUCAAAGCUCCUGUUGUUACUGAAGAGAGUACCGAGGAACCCAAGAAGGCUAAGAAACCACGUCGUAGAGGUGGAAAGAGACAGAGAGAGAAGAGAGAAGCCGAAUUACAGAAGGCUCUAGAUGAAGAAUCUGAAGAAACUACCCCAGAGGUCGAAGAAACUAAGACAGAAGAACAACCUGCCGAAUCAACUACAAACGAAACCACUCAAGACAAUUCUGAACAAAUAGAUGAAAUUAAAGAAAAUCAUCUUGAAGAAGAUUAUGAAGAAGAAGAUGACGAUGGAGAAUGGAUCACUCCAGAGAACUUGAUGGAAGAAAUAAUGAAGGAUAACAGUGAGCAGAUUCAGGAAAGAACAUCCACUAGUAAGUCUGAGCCUUUCAUCAAAGUAGCACUUUCCACCGGAGAUUUUGCCUGUCAGAAUGUAGCCAUGCAGAUUGGUCUUAACUUGAUGAAUCCAUCGUCUGGUAAACAGAUCAAGAGAGUUCGUAACUACAUGUACAGAUGUCAUGCCUGUUUCCGUUUAACACCUAUUCCUAAGAACGGGACGCCUAAGCAUUUCUGUCCCAAGUGUGGUGGUAAUACGUUGUUGAGGUGUGCAGUUUCGGUGGACAACAUUACAGGAAGAAUCACCCCACACUUGAAGGCUAACUUCCAGUGGAUCAAGAGAGGAGAAAAGUUUAGUUUGCCAUCUCCAUUGAGUAAGAACCAGCAGAGAUUGGCUGGUAACGGUGGAUACCAACACAACAAAGAAAACCGUCACAAGUCGUUGCAAAACCCAUUGAUAUUGAGAGAAGACCAGAAGGAGUAUCAGAAGGCUCUCAAAGAUGAUGACUGGCAGAGAAGACAACAAGAGAAGUUGUUGGAAGAAUGGAUUGGAGGCGGAAGUGCCGACAACUUUGUUUCUCCAUUUAGCAGUGUCAAUUCGGGAAGACAUUCUGGUGUGAAGGUUGGUCGUGGCCGUUACGUCAACUCAUCCAGAGGAAAGAGAAAGUAG
Molecule: messenger RNA, 1446 nt
Organism: Scheffersomyces stipitis CBS 6054
Lineage: Eukaryota; Fungi; Ascomycota; Pichiomycetes; Serinales; Debaryomycetaceae
Gene: HBR3
Product: rRNA-binding endoribonuclease
Exons: 1
Coding region: 1-1446 (481 amino acids)
Biological process (GO): ribosomal small subunit biogenesis; maturation of SSU-rRNA
Cellular component (GO): preribosome, small subunit precursor
Molecular function (GO): RNA endonuclease activity
Source: RefSeq, a predicted model, not a curated record